AUGGAGGUCGAGUCCGCAUCAGAACGAUUUCGCGUUCCUAAAACUUCUUCUCAAGAAAAUGUUCUGGUGAAUGACGCCGUUCCAGCUUCAACUAAGUAUAAAAACAAGUGGGCUGUGAGCAUUUUUGCCGAAUGGCAAAGGUUAAGAGAGGUUAAAGUUCCAGUAUUAGAUUGUGGUGGUCUCUUCAAGGACUAUGCUUUACACAAGGUUACCGCUCUGAUCGCAGAUAUUGCCGGAAUGGAAGCUCUGUCACUGAACUUUUGGUUGUCAAAAUUCGUGAUGGAGGUAGCUAAAAAGUCCGGUGGAAGAUACCCUCCCAAGACUGUGUAUGGUAUCAUUUGUGCCCUCAAGCGUUAUUUGGAGGAGAAAAAUGGAUCCGCAGCUUUGAAUCCUCUGGACACUGGUGACAAAAGGUUUGUCCUGUUCCGACGUUGCUUAAAUGACGAGAUGAAGGAUGGCGUUCAAGAAGGGCUUCAUAUAAAGUGCAAGAAGAGGGAGGAAGUGUCUAAGAAAGAAUAA
Orbicella faveolata is the source of this 519-nucleotide messenger RNA. RefSeq lists its product as uncharacterized. The record is from RefSeq and is a predicted model, not a curated record. NCBI's taxonomy places the organism in Eukaryota, Metazoa, Cnidaria, Anthozoa, Scleractinia, Merulinidae.